UCCCGGCGUGCCGCGCGGGGCGCGCCGUGCGUGCCGAGCAGGCCGCAGUGCGGGCCGGGGCCGCGGCGAUGCUGGAGGAGGCGGGCGAGGUGCUGGAGUCGGUGCUCAAGGCCUCGUGCCUCCCGCUCAGCGUCCUGCUCUUCGUGCCCGCCGUGCUCCUGCUCCUGGGGCCGCCGCCCGCCGCCGAGGCGGCGCACGAGUUCACGGUCUACCGCAUGCAGCAGUAUGAGCUGGGCGGGCAGCCCUACGGCACCAGGAGCGCCGUGCUGAACACGGAGGCGCGCACCGUGGAAGCGGACGUGCUGAGCCGCCGCUGCGUCAUGAUGAGGCUGGUGGACUUCUCCUACGAGCAGUACCAGAAGGCUCUGCGCCAGUCAGCCGGGGCUGUGGUGAUCAUCCUGCCACGAUCCAUCUCCUCUGUCCCCCAGGAUGUCGUGAGGCAAUUCAUGGAGAUAGAGCCAGAAAUGCUUGCUAUGGAAACCAUUGUGCCAGUCUACUUUGCAGUGGAAGAUGAGGAGCUGCUGUCUAUCUAUGAGCAAACACGGGCUGCUUCUGCAUCACAGGGUUCUGCCUCAGCUGCAGAAGUUCUGCUGCACACAGCAACUGCCAAUGGCUUCCAGAUGGUGACCAGCGGGGCUCAAAGCAAAGCUAUCAAUGACUGGCUCAUCCCCAGUGUGGAGGGAAGGCUGACAGGGCUGGGUGGAGAAGACCUGCCCACUGUUGUGAUAGUUGCCCACUAUGAUUCCUUUGGAGUGGCUCCUUGGCUGUCCCACGGGGCUGACUCCAAUGGCAGUGGAAUCUCAGUGCUGCUGGAACUGGCCAGGCUGUUCUCUCGGCUCUACACCUACAGAAGGACCCAUGCUGGGUAUAACUUGCUGUUCUUUGCAUCUGGAGGUGGCAAGUUUAAUUAUCAAGGAACUAAGCGGUGGCUGGAGGAUAAUUUGGACCACACUGAUUCCAGCCUGCUGCAGGACAAUGUGGCGUUUGUUCUCUGCCUUGACACUCUGGGCAGAGGCAAUAGCCUUCAUCUUCACGUGUCAAAGCCUCCCAAGGAGGGCACCUUGCAGCAUGCAUUUCUGAGAGAACUGGAGAUGGUUGUUGCCAGCCAGUUCCCAGAGGUGAAGUUCUCCAUGGUGCACAAGAAGAUCAACCUGGCAGAGGACAUGCUGGCGUGGGAGCACGAGCGCUUCGCCAUCCGGCGCUUGCCGGCGUUCACCAUCUCGCACCUGGAGAGCCACCGGGACAGCCUGCGCAACAGCAUCAUGGACAGGAGGGCACGAAUAGACACUAAAGCACUGACCAGGAAUACUCAGAUCAUUGCUGAGGCUUUGACAAGGGUCAUCUACAAUCUGACAGAAAAGGGAGCUCCUGCAGAUAUGCAGAUCUUCACAGAUCAGAUGCAAAUCCAGCAGGAGCAGCUGGAGUCAGUGAUGGACUGGCUGAGCAGUCAGCCCAGGGCUGCCCAGCUGAUUGAUAAGGACAGCACCUUCCUCAACACCUUAGAAUAUUACAUGGGACGCUACCUGAAGGACGUCAAGCAGCACCACGUGAAGGCAGACAAACGGGACCCCGAGUUUGUUUUCUAUGACCAGCUGAAGCAGGUGAUGAAUGCAUACAGGGUCAAGCCAGCAAUCUUUGACCUGCUCCUGGCUGUCUGUAUUGCAGCCUACCUUGGUGUUGCCUAUGUUGCAGUGCAGCACUUUGGUCUCCUUUACAAGAUGAUCCAGAGAUUAUCCCUUAAAACCAAGCAGCAGUGAAGCACCAAGUCCCCCCACCCAGCAGCACUGAGCCAUCGGUGAGCCCAUUGGGAACCUUCUGCCUUCCACUGAACCCUGCUGCUCCUUUUCCUUUGUCUCCUCUUUGCUACUGUAUAGAGGGGAGGAAGGCAUAAAGAAAAUGAAAUUUUAACUCCUGUGCACCUUUGAAGUGCUUUUCUUCACCUUCUUCCCCUGACCUGCACCGUGUCUGGUUUUCCUUUGCGUUUUGGUGAGGGAGAGGCUGAGAGACUUCAGCAAUUCCUGCAGUUUGAUUUUUGAGCAGCUUCUCUGAGUGUCACCCAAAGUCCUGCACCUUCAUGGACACUGUCACACAGCCAGCCUGGAAACUGAAACUACAGCCUCACGUGGCAUCUCUGCCCAGCAAACAAGGACUUGAAGCAGUUGUUUAAAAGAAAAAACCAAAAAGUGCACACGCAAAUUAAAGAGAAUGCAAUUAGCAUGUUUCCUUAUGGCCCCUCUUCCUUGAGUUCACUGCCUGGCUGUAGGGAGUUGUGCUGAGCAAGCAGUGUCUGCAGCAAGCACCUUCUUGCAUUUUGUUCAAACUCACCCCUCUUAGGAGGUGCACUGGGAGUGAUCUCGAGUGUUAUCGCCAGGAUGAGGAAAGAUUAGGACGGGUUUCUGGCAUGAGGGUUCUUGCCAGGGACAGGUUCUAUCCUGUCUCUCUCUUGCAGGAUGCAUUUUGCUGUGUACUUGAUUUCUCUGGAGGUUUUUGGUCCUUGAACAGUUCACAGCUGCCACCACUCUGUGCUAAACUCUUGCUUGAUUUUUGAGGGGUGUUCCAUAGUUCAGCUGCUGCAGGAUCACAUUCUGUGCUGCUCCAUGUACUUACACAAGCUGGUUCCAUUGAUAAUGAGAGCAAGAGCUCAGACCUGGAAAAUUUAUUUAAAUACUACAAGCCUUAGGCUAGUUGUAGGUCUAGAAGAUCACCCUGAGCACUGUCCUGCCACCCAGCAAGUUUUGAGUCCUUUUCUGUAAUCUUUUCUGUGGACAGGAGGUCUCUUCACAUGCCACAGUGACAUUUUUUUUUAAUUUAAGCUACUACUCGUAAUUAAAGCAACAUAUCUUACAGAGGCUGAAAAGCUAUUUUUGAAUUGAGGUGGACCUUUUUUCUUUUGAAUGCAAGGCAAAUUCCAGGAUUUUUGAAUUCAAGGAAAACCCUGUGGAUUCCUGUCUGCACGCACCUGUUGUGCAUGUGCUUGUUAGAAAAGGGGUUCUUGUGGCCAGUCACUGUCCUUUGGAUGGGCACCAAAGCACUGUGCUUGUUAGAAAAGGGGUUCUUGUGGCCAGUCACUGUCCUUUGGAUGGGCACCAAAGCACUGAUUUCCAUCCUCCUUUGUUUAUUUUACUGUAAUCUCCUUCCUGGAGUACCCUUACCCCAUGAUGUGUCCUUUCUGCUACUCUAAAUGUGUAGCAAUUUGUUCUUUAAAGGGUCUUGUCUUUUCCAGGAAAGCCUGCUGGUGUCAAUGGCUCACCGUGGUGCCAGCAUGGUGCCAAGCACUCCAGAACUAUCAGCCACCCAGGGAAAUCUGCCUUUUCCUCAUCUUUUGAGUGCUCAUUUGAAAUGUGUCUCUCUGCAUGCGUGAAGCGCUCAUGGCACUCCUCUGCCAAAUGAAUUUAUAAUGACUUCAGAAGUUGCUGGAGUGGCUGCAAGGCAAGCCUUGAUAGUUUUCCACUGGUUUUUAUGCUCUGCCCAUAGAGACUGCAUCUGCUGUGCCCUGGGGAGCUGCAGGCCCUGGGCUGGCUAGGUUUGGAACGUGCAUGGUGCAGUGGCUCUCUGAAGAACUCUGCAGGCUCUGAAUAUCUGGGAGUAGUUGGAGUCCUCCAGCUGCAGCAUCCAUUUCUGGUGUGUUACACUUAAGGAGGUGGUGUUCCCUCCAGGCUAGCUGAUUAUUUCACCAGUCUUAAUGAUUACUUUGCUGAGAAAAAAUAGGAAAAUAAUAUUAACAAUGCUGCUGCAGCUUGAGUUGAUGUGUGUAAGAUUUGACAGUAGAUUGAACAGAACAGACGUGGAGCUUGUUCCUUGCUGUGGAAACUGUCAGCCUUCAGUCUUCCAGAUGAGAAACUCAAAGUUCAGAGUCAAAAACUUCCACCCAAUCUGUUUGCAGAGGCUGUAGCACAAAGAAAACACCUUAGCUCUGUGUGGUCUCAGCAACGAACUGUUAACACUCCUGAUGCAGUGCCAGAAGCCAGAGGAAACAACCUAAAAAAAAAGCUGGAUAAGAUUAAUGAGGAGAGUUCAUAAACCUGAGGGGCAGUUGGGAUGGUACAUUGUCUCUCCCACACAAUGUUAGUUUGUCCCGUAAUCCUUUUGUGACUCCCUGGUUGCCAUAAAAAGUAGUUUUUACAACAGAUAAAAGAGGUUUUGCUUUUGAUCAAAGUGCACGUGCACUGAAACAUAAAUGCUCAAAUCUGAGAUAGUCAAAUCCCAACUUCCUCAUAGCUGGAGCAGAGUGCCCAUCCUGGGACUGAAUUUAAAUCCCAACCUCCUCAUAGCUGGAGCAGAGUGCCCAUCCUGGGAUUGAACUUAGUUCCCACAUUGCUGUUUCCUUGGGUAAGUCAACACAGAAGCUUGCAAAGAGCCCCUGGAGCUGAUCUGCAGUGCAGCAUAACUGAUCAAUUCAGUCACCAACACAAAGGCAGAAAUGCAGCAGGUGUUGUGAUAAAAUAAAAGUUCUCCACAAUGUUGCAGAAGAGCUCUGUGUAGCUGAUUCUUGUUGCCCUUAUUUUUACCUAUCCUCUUGUCUGAGGAAUUUGCCUGGCUUGUAGGGAGGAGCAUGGAAAGCAUUAUCUCCACAUACACACAAGUUGCUAGCAGUUGAUACUUCUAGUCAAAAUCCAUUUUCUUUGCUGUUUAUCUGACUUCACAUGUCCUGCUGCUGUCAAAGUCUGCAGCUCACAAAAACUGGUUUUCCAGCAGGAUUUAACUGAAGCUGUUAAUUCCUUCUGUCCACUUCCACCUGCGUGGGCACUACUGGGAAUUGUUUGGGAGUAACUUGGAUUAUUGUAGUCAAUCUCCCAAAUGAGAGGGCUUGGUUUAUAGUUGGGAGAGAAAUAAUGCUGUGCAAUAUGAGCUCCACUCCUCGACUCAGUGCAGAGAAAAUCCUGAAGCCAGAAUGGAAUUAUGUCUCCCACUAUCUGUGGCUGAAAGUCACCACAAUCUAUUUAGACAUUCAGAACCACAGCUAUACCCAAAAUUGCUGUGGGGCUUGGUUUUGAGGGUGUUUUGUUUGUUUUAAAUCUCAUGCUCUUACAUUGUUCAUGGCACAAGCCCAAAUCCCAGGCUGCUCCUGCACCCCGUGUUUAAGCUGGGUUUUACAUUUCAUUUGGCCUUGACUCACCAAUCUGAAAUGCUGGGGCUGCUCCUGGAUGUGUCAGAAAAUUGGGCCUCUGGGUACUUGAGUGUGGACUCCUGCUUGCUCACUUUAAUCUGUUUAGUUUCUAUUUGUAGUUACUGCAUAGCAACUCCAAGGUUAUCAUCUGGAAUAUUUGCAGCUCAGGAAAAUGAUUUGAUUUAUCUAGCAAUGUUAACUCAAUUAUUUAUCUCUUGUGUGCCCUGAAGAACAAAUGUAUAUUGAGGUGAAUAUUUAAAAGCUAAUAGAAAAUUCAAUGCAGUUGAUUUACAUAUUUUAGGACUGUAAAUGUAAUAAUAUUUAAGUAUUUUAACUUUGGGGUUUUUUAUUUGUUUGUCCCUUUUUCCUUUGGAAAAUAAACCAAGUGAAUAGGUUUGAUGGAUAGAUUUGUCAGAGAACUAUUUGCUCACAAAAAUGGAAUCUCCUUGCAUUAUUUGGAGGAAUAGACACCUCUACAAAAUGGGAGAAAAAUCUAUGUAUUUAAAAGCUUCAUCCUGUGUAGUCAAAGUAAAAUAGUAUGACAGAAAACAUUUACACACUCCCAAGCAUGAUUCCAGCACCUUGAGGUGAGCAAAUUCCUGUUUAUUCUGAAGGUUUGUGCUCAUGUGAAGCAAUUAAAGAUUCUAUGCAAAA
Motacilla alba alba is the source of this 5761-nucleotide messenger RNA. It is a transcript of the gene NCLN, whose product is annotated as nicalin. Gene Ontology annotation, biological process: regulation of signal transduction. The transcript has 15 exons. Gene Ontology annotation, cellular component: endoplasmic reticulum membrane. The record is from RefSeq and is a predicted model, not a curated record. Lineage: Eukaryota; Metazoa; Chordata; Aves; Passeriformes; Motacillidae. The coding region runs from base 69 to 1757 and encodes 562 amino acids.